AUGGUAAAUUGUAAUGUUGCUGCUACUCCGAUGAAUAUCAAUGAGAAGUUGUGUCAUGAUGAUGGUUCUGAAAUGGCAAAUGCAACUUAUUUUAGAAGUCUAGCUGGUGGUUUGAACUACUUGUCUCAUACAAGACCAGACAUUGCUUUCUCUGUCGGUGUCGUUUCCAGAUUUAUGCACAAUCCAAGCAAGCUUCACCUUGGAGCUGUAAAGAGAAUACUUAGAUAUAUCGUUGGGACAUUAGAUCAUGGUAUUUGGUAUUCUAAGGUAACAAGUUUCACAUUAACUGGUUUUACUGAUAGUGACUAUGCAGGAAACAUUGAUGACAGAAAGAGCACCUCUGGUUUCUUGUUUAAUCUUGGAUCUGGAGCAAUUUCAUGGAGUUCGAAGAAGCAGGAAGUGGUGGCCUUGUCAACUUCAGAGUCUGAGUAUAUUGCAUUAGCUUCUGCAGCUUGUCAAGAAGUUUGGUUAAGGAGACUUGUUGCAGAUUUUAAUUAG
Messenger RNA from Capsicum annuum, 498 nucleotides. Its product is annotated as secreted RxLR effector protein 161-like. The record is from RefSeq and is a predicted model, not a curated record. Lineage: Eukaryota; Viridiplantae; Streptophyta; Magnoliopsida; Solanales; Solanaceae. The transcript has a single exon. Bases 1 to 498 code for a protein of 165 amino acids.